Molecule: messenger RNA, 1462 nt
Organism: Lotus japonicus
Lineage: Eukaryota; Viridiplantae; Streptophyta; Magnoliopsida; Fabales; Fabaceae
Exons: 2
Coding region: 194-1231 (345 amino acids)
Cellular component (GO): catalytic step 2 spliceosome
Molecular function (GO): RNA binding; protein binding
Source: RefSeq, a predicted model, not a curated record
UAUUUCUACUGAGAGUCUCAGAGUCACUCGAAGCUAAAUCUGGGUUUAAGGUUUAUAGGCGAAGGAGUGAGUGUCUCCGUCCCUGAACACGCAAAUCUCAGUCUCGCUCGAUCGAAGCUAAGUGUUGGAGUCUUGAGCUUAUAGAAACUCAAGUAAUCAAGUUUGUCUAAUUUCAAUUCUCUAAAAGGUCAACAUGCAAGCUUUUCCUGGUGAAGGUGGAAGUGCUUUGUCAGUUGUCGGUCCAAGGCCUAUGGAAUGGUCUACUGUUCCAUAUAGUGGUCCUCAGGGUCCUGGGUCAAAUGGAAAGCAGCGGACCUCAAGUUUGGAAUCGCCAAUCAUGUUGCUGACAGGUCACCAGAGCGUUAUAUAUACCAUGAAGUUCAACCCAGCAGGAACAGUCAUUGCAUCUGGUUCGCAUGACAGAGAAAUUUUCCUCUGGAAUGUGCAUGGGGAAUGCAAGAACUUCAUGGUUCUAAAAGGUCACAAGAAUGCAGUUUUAGAUCUUCACUGGACUACAGAUGGGACACAGAUAGUCUCUGCCAGCCCUGAUAAAACAGUGAGGGUAUGGGAUGUGGAAACAGGAAAACAAGUCAAGAAGAUGGUAGAGCAUCUCUCAUACGUGAAUUCUUGUUGUCCUUCCAGGAGGGGGCCACCUCUUGUUGUCAGCGGCUCUGAUGAUGGAACUGCAAAAUUGUGGGACAUGCGUCAAAGGGGUUCCAUCCAAACAUUCCCAGAUAAAUACCAGAUCACGGCUGUCGGCUUCGCUGAUGCUUCAGAUAAGAUCUUCACCGGUGGUAUUGAUAAUGAUGUCAAGGUAUGGGAUUUGCGCAAAGGUGAGGUUAUCAUGACACUUCAAGGUCACCAAGACAUGAUUACUGGAAUGCAACUGAGUCCUGAUGGUUCCUAUCUUCUAACAAAUGCCAUGGACUGCAAGCUUUGCAUUUGGGAUAUGCGCCCAUACGCUCCCCAGAACCGCUGUGUGAAGGUGUUUGAAGGGCACCAACACAAUUUUGAGAAGAACUUGUUGAAAUGUAGCUGGUCACCUGAUGGAAGCAAGGUCACAGCUGGUAGUUCUGAUAGAAUGGUUUACAUCUGGGACACCACUUCUAGGCGCAUCUUGUAUAAGCUCCCUGGGCAUAACGGAUCUGUUAAUGAGUGUGCUUUUCAUCCCAAUGAACCUAUUGUUGGAUCUUGCAGUAGUGACAAGCAGAUUUAUCUGGGGGAGAUAUGAAGCUUGAUGUUUAGAACCUUGCCUAAUGAUAUGAGCAUGCUGAUGCUUUUCACAAUUAUGAGGAAGUGGUAAGGCUUAGAGAUACCUCAUUCCUUCUAUUUUCUGGUCUACCAAUUCAGUGACUGUAUAAUGUGGCAGAAUCGUUGUGUCCUCCAUUUGUUACUAAUUGAUAUUUUCUGGGAUUUGACAUUGUCCACUGUUUCAUACUGAAUUUCUGGGCCUUUUGUUUUA